Messenger RNA from Rubroshorea leprosula, 1509 nucleotides. NCBI's taxonomy places the organism in Eukaryota, Viridiplantae, Streptophyta, Magnoliopsida, Malvales, Dipterocarpaceae. The record is from the annotation of a GenBank genome assembly.
CCUCGUGAACCCCUCCGACGUCAUAAAUGAUAAAAUGGGAUCUCUUUCCGAACGGUCUCACAUGGUAUGCUAUCCACUCCCUUACCCUUUGGGGGCUCAAGUUCCCGUACAGCGGAGACCCACAAUGCAGGUAGCCGUAUUUGGGUUCCGUCGCGAACAUUGGAAAUAUUCAAGCUUCCGGGUGGCUACAUUUGGAGUCAGUUCUUCCUCUUCAGUUAGCAAUGCUGUUAGCACCAGUGGUGCCACUACUAGCUUGUUUGGUUUUGGUUGGCAAGCUGCUAAGGCUCUUAUCUUCAAUUCGACUUUUAAUUAUACAUCAUUUCCAUCGGGGUUUUCCUUUGGCGCAUCAUCAACUUCUAUUGCUGGGAGUACAAGUGCGCCUAUGGUUUUUGGAUCAUCCAACAGUGCCUCAUCAAGUUCCAUUUUUCCAUUCACUUUGGUAGCAGCUGCUACUCCGUCACCACCUGCAUUCGGUAGCAGUACUUCCGGAUUUGCAUUUGGUUCAGCUCCGACCAGUAAUAAUGACCAAAUGGAAGACAGCAUGGCAGAGGACACGAUUCAGGCAACCACACCUACGUUGUCAGUAUUUGGUCAACAACCAGUAACCCCAUCGUCAUCUGGGUUCAUUUUUGGGGCAACACUUCCUUCAGUAUCAAAUCCUUUCCAAUUUGGAGGCCAACAGAAUAUAUCCGCCCCACAGAACCCAUCUCAGUUCCAGACUACAUUCCAGCCCUCCAGUAGUCUGCAAUUUAAUGCUGGCGGGAGCUUCUCUUUGGGCAGUGGUGGUGACAAGUCUACCAGAAAAUUUGUGAGAGUAAAGGGCAAACCGCGGAAGAACAAUUGUGGUGCCGGCAAGGAGAUAAAGAAAGCUCUGAAAUUAUGCAGAGCCAUUCUGUCAAUGGGGCCAUUGGCAUUAAUGUUUAACCGAUUUUGUACUGGGUUAGCAAAUAUCAAACACUUGCACUGUAGUAGUAAUAUCAAACACUUGACGAAGCCACCCAGAAGCUUGAAUAUUUCAAUGUUCGCGGUGGAACCCAAAUACGACUACCUGUAUUGCGGGUCUCCGUUGUACGGGAACUUGAGCCCCCAAAGGGUGAGGGAGUGGAUAGCAUACCAUGUGAGACUAUUUGAAAAGAGAUCCUGUUUUAUCAUUUACGACGCUAGAAGGGUUCAUGAGGAGGUGUUGAAGGUGUUGAAGCCGUGGAUGGAGCUGGGGUACGUGACGCUGCAGGACGUAAGGGAUCAGGAGAGGUUUGAUGGGUACUACCACAAUCAGUUCAUGGUGGUGAACGAUUGCCUGCACAGAUACAAAUUUAUGGCCAAAGAUUUCACGGACGUCGUGAACCCAAGACCUGGGUUCAUCGCGAACCUGCGAGCUGCGUUCCUCGCGAACCCAGGCUCUUGGGUUCGCCUGGAAGUAAAAGAAAAAAAAGGAAAAAAAUAACUGGAGGAAGGAGAAGCCGGGGAAGAAGAUGAGGGUAUAUCAGUAAUUAAACGUAAAAAAUUUAA